UACAUCUCCCAUGUUGGCUGACUUUUUACAUGAUCAUGAUACUGGAAUAUGUGGAACGGUAAAAGCGAAUAGAAAGGGAAUGCCAAAUCUAGAUAAAAAAUUAGGUCGAGGUGAAGUGCAAGUAGCUCAUAGCCAUACAUGGAUGGCAAUGAAGUGGGAAGAUAAACGCAGUGUCCGCAUGUUGACAAGUGUGCAUGAGCUUGAAUUUCGCGCAACUGGAAAAAAACAUUAUAAAACGAAAGAAGACAUUAUAAAGCCAACAUGUGUUCAAGAUUACAAUCAAAAUAUGGGUGGUAUAGAUAAUAUCGACAGACAAUUAUCUAUAACGGAGUCAGUGCGAAAAACAAUGAAGUGGUAUAGGAAGCUCUUCUUGCACCUUAUUGAUCUUUGCCUGACUAAUGCUCAUGCUUUGUAUAAAAUGGAAAAUGAAGAGCCCAUGUCGUUUCCGUCAUUCAGGUUACAGAUUGUUAGAUCAUUAUUGAAUGUUGAUCCUACUGAAAACUUCACGUACAACAAUGAUUCGCCUGCUAGGUUGAUUGGUCGACAUUUUCCCCGAGAAACUACAAGGCGAAGGUGCCAUUUAUGCACUUUACGUAAAAAUAAAAAAAGGACAACAUUCAUGUGUCCCACUUGUGACGUUCCUUUAUGCGCAGUACCCUGCUUUGAAGAGUAUCACACGUGGAGUUACCCUAAAAUCAAACAUUGCAAAGUAAGAGAUAAGGGGUUUUACGAAUAUCAAGCACCCCAACGUGAGAGGCACGGGGACUCACGUAAAUCAAGCACCCCAACGUGAGAGGCACGGGCACUCACGUGAAUCAAG
This is a messenger RNA of Odontomachus brunneus, 820 nucleotides long. Its product is annotated as piggyBac transposable element-derived protein 4-like. The transcript has a single exon. The record is from RefSeq and is a predicted model, not a curated record. Lineage: Eukaryota; Metazoa; Arthropoda; Insecta; Hymenoptera; Formicidae. The coding region runs from base 11 to 793 and encodes 260 amino acids.